Yarrowia lipolytica CLIB122 is the source of this 1188-nucleotide messenger RNA. The record is from RefSeq and is a predicted model, not a curated record. Lineage: Eukaryota; Fungi; Ascomycota; Dipodascomycetes; Dipodascales.
AUGAAACGACCGAUCUCCGCGAACUCCCAGAGCCCAAAUCCACUUCAAGCUCCAAAGCAACCAACGCUCCGACAUCCACGACCCAAACACCCUACACGGUUGAACCAUUCCCCUACAUUAGAGCCCUUUCCUGCCCCAGAAGCACCAGUAGGGAACAAGUCACCACGACCAACAAGCACAACUCGGCCCACGCACUACCAACCAUUCAUCCCAGCUGCUCUUCGCAAUGUACCUUCAAGUACUAUUGCCGGCACAUCUAACCAGUCAAGUGAGAAGGCCAGCGGCUCUAACAGUGCCUAUACUGGAUCGUUCUCAAACAGCACAGUUGCAAAAACACCGCUCAACGCUCCUCGUUCCUCAGCUACCACUCGGGGGACUGCAAUUACGCCUCAAUAUACCGUACCCACGAUGCCAGCUUCCCCACCCAUCCCACAUCAGUCCUUCUACCACGCUUCUUUUCAGACUGACUAUGGGUUGCAACCCUGGUCUAGACAGGAUCCUCACGCAGCAGCUCUUCAAACACCGCAACAAUGUCAGUCACAUGGCCAAUCAAUCCAUGCUACGCACCCGCAAGUGGAGUCUGGCCAAUAUCUCCCAGUGCUACCAUACCUUCCUCUACCCACAUCACAGGUUCAACCUGUAGCUUCAAGUCGUACAUUACCACAGCUAAAUUGCAAUGGCCAGGUGCAAGCCGAGUCUGAACCUCCAGUCUUGCCGCCUAUAGAAUCUAUUCCAAUGUUAGCACCACCAGCUACUGCAGAUUACCAGCUCUAUCCAACAUACACGAGCACCCCUAGAAAUUCUCCUGCUACGCUUCUACUCCAAUGUGACCAUGAUGGACUGAGAGAGAAGAUGGCCGUGCGUCAACGAGAAAUCAAGUCACUCAACUCCCAGAAGCAGUACUGGUCGAGGGAGCUGAUCCAAUUUGAAAGAAACCGGCUAUUAAAUCAACUUGAGGGACUCCGCACGUUCGAGGCUGCUCAGACAGAGGACUUUGCCUCAGCCCAGAAAGAUUAUUUUGAUCUACUCGGGGUAACAGAUUACGCCGAGAACGCUGGGAUAUUGGGCCCUCUGACCAUUCUACUAAAGCUGGAAGAAGUGAUAGCGACUAUGACAGCGGAGUACUACUGGUGCAGGAACGUGCUGGCGAACGUUGGUGUCGACAUAGGUGUCGACGAUGACCUGUAG